AUGCACUUUGCAGAUCUGCUCAGGCGGUCAUCGCCGCACGCUACCGGUGCUUCUGCCACCAGCGCCACAACUACCAAUACUCAAUCACCGGCUGCCUCCACCUCUUACCAUGGAGCAGCAGCAAGCGCUCCUUCUUCGACGUCUCAGCCGCGGUCAUCUCGCUUAAGUCGCGAACGUUCCCUGUUUAGCCGCAGUGCAAGAUCGCGCCCUUCCCUUGAGACAGACGGCGAUCUGCUUUACCCCGCGCAUCACACGCAACCGCGCUCCACCAGCAGCAGGACUUCCCGCUACUCUUCCACAGACGAUCAUAGCAUCGGGCAUGCACCAACGCAUACCCCCAACCUGGCAGCAGCUGCGUCGUCAGCGAAAACAUCCCUGACUGCUCAUUCUCCUGCGCCUUCAUCUAUACCGCCAUCCACGUCCUCACCGGACGCUGCUCCUUCUUCGACCACCACAUCCACACUCAAUCGAUACGAUAGACUUUUCGGACCACCUACUUCUUCUGUUCCGCCGAGGCCAUCUUCUGUACUCCAGAUCAACCCACCGCCGCCACCAGCAUCGACGUCAACGGCCCCUCAGCUUUCGCGGUCUGCUUCAGCGAGAAAAGCAUCCGAACAAGCGCCUCUGUUCAGGACAAGUAGCAUCAAGGCAAGGUCUCCUUUCCCACCUGCUGCUUCAUCUACAGGCACAAGCAGCACGCUUAGAGACAGAUCUACUAUGGGCAGCGCCAUCUUUCGAAGAUCUAGCCUGCGUCGUGGCACCGGCACGGCAAAUUCGUCUGCUUCACACAACGAAAAGGCUGCACCGGUCCCAACGCCACCUCUCGAGCCCUCUCCUGCUCCAGUGCCUUUCGCAGCAGCAGUCUCCAGAUCUGAAAGCGUCUCGACCUCUGCGGCCGCAAAUUCUACAACCAAUCCAGGCCGAUUGGCUCGCUUCUUUGGUCGCAGAAAGUCCAUCUCGAACCCACACAAUGUUCUCAACAAACCAGAUCUGGUUGCUGAUCCCGUCCCUGUACUCCAAGAUGCCAGUCGCACGGUCAAUGUCGACUCACCCCCGCUCGCCGUCAUCACUGCUGGCUGGCAACAACCACCCGUCGCAACAAAGGCUUCGCGCGGCGCCUCCGGUCCCAGCAGGCCGGUCUCCCCUCGAUCCGUCUCGCCACCAAAGGCUCCCGAUACCAAGCUGGCGUCGCCAACACAACCCAACACAGUCGACAGCGAGAUCAGCAAGGUUUCGUCGUUCACGUUCCCAGCUCGAGCUUCGCUCUCCAAUGACUCGCCUCUUCAAUUGUCAGCAGCAACAAACGCGUUGCGACCCAGGCAGACAAAGCACUCGACCAGCCACUCUCUGCCUUUGACUUCCCUGCCCAUCUCGAACCCGAUCCCCAUCUCGGUUUUGCAAGAAUCUGUUGACACUUCCGCUAUGCCAGCACCUCAACGCCGUCCCAGCCGUCCCGGUCGCAGUCUUAGCCAGACCUUGGGCCACAGAAAGAGCAGCAAGAGCCUCUCGAUGAUUGGGUCCUUCUUUGGCAGCGGGUCUCGGACAGACCUCUUCGCCUCUUCACCACCUCUGCCGUCUUCAGCUGCGGACCUCGCUCAGCGAUACCCUGGCGCUGCCGAAAACCGCGCAAGUCAGACAGAGCUCACGUCAAACCAUUCUCGCAAGCCGUCUCUGCGUGCUCGGCUCAAGAUCGGACGCAAUGCCACUGACCAGGGGUCCAAGCGCCCCACGACGCCUGAAAUCGAGAGCUGGAAGCAAAAGAUCUCGGACCCCAUCGUCGAUGGCGCCUCUGCCGAGACUCGGGCGAGAUCUCGAGCCAGCAUCGACAGCCCCUUCCGACCCAAGCCCGCCGAGUCGCCCGUCAAGAUCGUCCGUUCCAAGAGCAUGGUCAGGCGCAAGCCGCCGCCGGAGAUCAAGCAGGACGAGAUCGAUAGCAGCUCCAGCACGCCCGUGUAUGGCAGGACAUUCCGAGCACUCGAUGUGGAUCGCCACACGGGCUCACCGCUCGGCGGCAGUCCAGCCUCUUCGCCUGAGGCUCUGUUCGACACGCUGACGGGCGCUGGGGCAAGGCGCGGUAGCAGCUCGUCGGCUUCGCGUGAUGCUGGCAUGCAGCGCGAUCACAGCGGGUCAAGUCAGCUCAACAGCCUUGGUCUGACUGGCGCCUCGAACGCCAAUGCACAAGGCGCCGACACGUCCAUCCCGAGCAUCGACAUCCGUCCCAGCACACCAUCUCGCGAGGCAUCGCCUCAAGUUGCGACAGAGCAGCCUGUGUCGACGCCGUCGCACCCACCUCAGCAGCAGCACAAAUCCACACACGCCGCAAAGCGAUUAUCCUCGGGCAUGCACAGCGUGACUGACACGUCGAUGUCUCUUGACCGACCCUGGUCUCUGAUCAGUGCCAGCGAGGCUGAUACCCCGCUUCUCAAGCUGCGAAAGCUUGUCGUCGACACCGAAGCUUCCGAUGAGAGCCGCGACGGACACAACGGUAACGAUCUCUUCUUUCGCCCUCUUGCUGGUGCCACAAAGGAUGCAAAUGUGGUGGAUGACAAGGCGGAUGUGGCCGAGACGAUGGCAGAUCAUGCCGAAAAAGCAGACGCUACGUCCCAAGGCGAUGCUGAGCGAUCCAGCUCGCAAUCCACCACGCGUUCGGACACCAAGCACGAGAUUGCCUCGAUUCCGUCGUCGAAUGCCAGCACCGUCCGUGCUGUUCGUAAUGUGGCAGCCCCGCCGAUCCCCUAUGGCUUGUCUGUGGUCGAAAAUUCGGACCGCAAUGUGGAUUCCGUGGGCCCGCUUCGCGCCAAGAGCCCCUCUGCGUCGCAACACUCGUUCCGAAGCCGCCAGCAUCGACGUGAUGGAUCCGUGGGCUCGGUACACAGCCAAACGACAAUCCAGCAGGCACGUCGAUCGAGCACCGCCUCACGUCUCACGGCGCGAAGCAGUGGCCACUGGAGCGAGAGCCGGCUGUCCGAGGACGCUUUGAGCGCUCUCGAGGCCGAAGUAGGUCAAGCUAGGCGCACCGAGGUGGUGGCGCUCGGCAAAGGAAGGGUCAAGGACUGGGUCGGAGGCGGUGGUGCGGAUCGACCCCUGCCGAUGGCCGAGGCGCCUACGCUGUCUCGCAGCAACACGUUGCGCAGCAAGGCUCAGAAGGGGGCAGAUGCAGGCGAGGACCAAGAGGCACAGCGUCAAAGGAGGCUUAACAAUCAGCUUGAUCGUAGGCUGCAACAGCUGUCGGAAGCACAGGGUCAGUCUGCUGACGUCGAGAUCCGCGACAUUCCUGAUCAAGUAGAUCCAGCUUCCAUCGGCACGGUGAACGAGGGGCUUUCUCCUGCUAUGCAAGCUACGCAGAAGGCGAGUGACGACGUACCCGUCUUGGCGCCGCCCGCGCCGCAACGACUCUCAGCGUUCCACGACCGUCGAGCGUUUGAAGGCUUGGAGCAGGCCGGUGCUCAACGAGUGACUCAUGUUGCUGCUGCUGUUGCCCCUGCUGCUGCUGUUACUGUUGCCUCACCUUCGCGUCUGAUGACGGAAGAGGCGAUCCGCCUGGGUCGCGCGCCUUCGAAGCGUGUCCGUCGCAAUGUGAGCGAGACCCGCAGCUUUGGCGAAGCGGUCAUGGUGGAGCGCGAGUAUGUCGGAACCACUGAACGAGAAUCGCUCAGACCCGCUGCAGUGCGUCCGCUUCGACGCUCCGUCUCGCUUUCAUCCAAGAAGAAGCCGAGUGCUGUCGACUAUAUCAACCCGACGCUGGUGCCUGCUGUACCAUCUGCUCCCGUGCUCGGUGCGCCCAAGACAGCCACGCAGCCGGCAGCAGCAGCGCCUGUGGACACCGACGCGGACAGUGACAGCAAGAAGCACUCGAAGCAGCGAUCAUACGCUACGUCGGAAGAGGCGGCUCGGGCCAAACGGCUGGAGCUGCUCGAAAGGGAGAAGCGACUGGCAGAGAAGGAAGCGCGACGCCAAACGCAGCUGCAGCAAAAGUAUGCGCUCAAGAAGCAGAGCGAUCCGCUGCUGGCGGCAAGGCUAGCCCUGGCUGGACUGGAAGCUCGGGAAACGAUGCCCCAGGUCAAAGUGGAGCGCGCAACGGGUGCCGGAUUGCAGGCUCCUGCUGUGCCUACGAGGCGAGCCUCAACGCACUCGCCCGGACGCCUGUCGGUCACGCCAGCCUAUGCGAUGCGCAAGGAUUCGAAUGCCGGCAGUACUACGUCGUUUCACACUGCGCUAGAUGCGCCCGUCAACGAGCCUGCUGCUGUCGAUGGAGGUGCCGGUGAUGCAUCGUCCCAUUCCAAGGGCAGUGCCGAGGUGCGACCGGACACUUCGUACAGCAUCGCCUCGUCGCUUGCGGUCGACUUUGAAUUCCCCGUGCCCCCGCAGCGGAUGAAGGAGCAACUGUCGGACGACGGCACGCUACUGAGCCGCGCAGGUCUGCAACAAUCGCCCGGCGGCCAACAAUGGCGAGAACGCCGUCACUUCGCACUCGCCAAUGCUCAACGGGUCGACACACCUCGGCGCGACUCGAGCCUGCGAGGUCGUACCGACAGCGCGUCCAAGGCGAGCCCGCACAUCGCUUCGCUCUUCUCCGCCGAGUACGGUGUCGGGACCGAUCUGUCUGCGUCGAGGACGAUGCCGAAGCUGGCUUCGGCGUCACCGCUCGACUCGGCCAAGCAAGGGGCAGUGCUAAGGCGAUCGCGGUCGGUCGGGUACAACAGCCGCGACCUGCGCAGGCUGACGCGCGAGCAGAUGAUGCACGAUGCCAACACGCAUCCGAGUCCCAAGAGCGUCCAGCUCGAGUUCGAACCGAUGGCGGAGCUCAACAGCGGGGGUCAAGCUAGAGGGUUGGGGAUUGAGAUGGUGGAGGCCCCGGCGAGGAGGUCGUCGAACGGGAGCGGUUCAGCGACGCCGUCGACGAUCGUUGGUGUUGCUGCGAGGCACGCUAUUGCUGCCUAA
Sporisorium graminicola is the source of this 4941-nucleotide messenger RNA. RefSeq lists its product as uncharacterized. The record is from RefSeq and is a predicted model, not a curated record. The transcript has a single exon. Bases 1 to 4941 code for a protein of 1646 amino acids. Lineage: Eukaryota; Fungi; Basidiomycota; Ustilaginomycetes; Ustilaginales; Ustilaginaceae.